Messenger RNA from Penicillium cinerascens, 1520 nucleotides. Its product is annotated as URC4/urg3 family protein. The record is from RefSeq and is a predicted model, not a curated record. NCBI's taxonomy places the organism in Eukaryota, Fungi, Ascomycota, Eurotiomycetes, Eurotiales, Aspergillaceae. The transcript has 4 exons. The coding region runs from base 18 to 1520 and encodes 500 amino acids.
CUGUGAUCGCGACAACCAUGGGUCUCUUCAAGCGCAACUCGAAAAACUCCGCCAGUGAAAAGGACGAGCAAGAAUCCUUCGUCUCCGUCAACAGCGCCCGCACUUCCAAUACCUCCUUAAGGUCCCCCGGUUACAAGGGCAGUGGCCUCCCGGCAUCCAUCCCCGAGCUCCCUAUUUCGAAACCGCCGGACCCAGCAUUAGACCCCGCCGCAUAUCUCCGAAGCAUUCAUGCCGUGCGCGAACGCGCAUCUCUAGUCCUUGGCAGAGCCAAGUGCAACCGGCUCAACCACUUCGACGUCGACCUCACCAAGUUCAAGGCCACCGCCUCCUAUGUAGUGUCCAUCAUCAAGCGUGACUAUGCGCCGGACUAUGAAAACAUUCCGCCUCAUGGCCGCUGGCAGCAUUUCGACGUCGGCGGGAGACCCCGCAUUAACCAGCUCCUCCAGUCAUGGCCCAGCAGUAUUGAUGCUCAGGAGCGCACCCGUCGCUUAAUCGAUCUGUUCGUGGUGUCGGUGCUGCUCGACGCCGGGGCCGGCAACAAAUGGUCCUACAAGUCCAAAGAGUCCGGCAAGAUCUACUCGCGAAGUGAAGGUCUGGCCGUCGCCAGCUUGGAGAUGUUCAAGUCGGGUCUUUUCAGUAGCGACCCGACAGAGCCCUGCCAGGUGGAUGGUGCCGGGUUGAAAAAGAUGACUGUCGAGAAGUUGGCCAAGGGGAUGCAACAUUCCGAACAGAAUCCAUUGGCUGGUAUUGAAGGUCGCACUGGGCUGUUGGUGCGACUCGCAGACGCUUUGAAUCACCAGGACUUCUUCGGUGUAGACGCCCGGCCUGGCAACAUGCUCGAUUAUCUUCUUUGCCACCCUUCGACACUUGCUUCAUCCGUUCCCAUUGUCCCUAUCACCACAGUAUGGACGGUCCUUAUGGACGGCCUCUCAUCAAUCUGGCCCGAGUCACGAACACAAAUCGACGGCGUGCCUAUCGGCGAUGCAUGGGAAUGCUCGAAUCUCCCGCCAUCUCCGCCCGCGCAACUGUGGGAGAGUAUUAUGCCCUUCCAUAAACUGACGCAGUGGCUAUGUUACUCGAUUAUGGUGCCGAUGUCGAAAUUGAUGCAUAUUCACUUCGCCGGCAGCGAUUUGUUGACCGGCCUUCCCGAGUACCGCAACGGCGGCCUUUUGAUUGAUAUGGGACUCCUGAGUCUGAAGGCGAAAGACCAGGAGCGCGGCAUUCGAGCCUACAAGGAGAAUGCACAGAUCAAGGGCCAACCCAGUGUGGAGGUCGUUCCUCUCUUCUCUACGGAUGACGACGUGAUUGUGGAAUGGCGCGCUGCUACCGUGGGCUUCCUGGACGAGCUACUCGAUGAGGUAAACACGCAGCUGGGACUUAGUGGCUCGGAGUUGCAAUUGACGCUAGCCCAGAUGCUUGAGGCUGGCACAUGGAAGGGAGGUCGCGAAAUCGCCGAAGUCUCCAGGCCCAACACCAAGGAGCCACCCAUCAUGAUCCGUUCCGACGGCACGGUCUUCUAA